ACCAUGUGAAGAACGCACGACUCGCCAGGGUCUCUGCCCGCCGUUCCGAGGAAAGGGUCUCGUCUGUGUCGGCUCCUUUCCUUUGGUGGUGUUCUUUCUGCUGGCAGGUGACUUGAGUGUCAGACUGCUUUUAAAUGCUCCGCAUUCCCUGCUUGUCCGGCGUCCUCGGCUGCUCUGGUAGUGCCGAGUUGAAAUAGCUCUGCCUGGAGUGUUAAACAGGGUUCUAACGGCUUUGCUUCUUAUUCUCCUUCGUUACUCCCUUCAUAGCUGCUGAUUCCAUUAUGGCGAAAACGUUCUCCAAGGACGACGUUGCGUCGCACAGUAAAACCGAUAGUCUGUGGGUUGUCAUCGACGAAGACGUGUACGACCUCACCAAAUUCCAGGACGAGCACCCAGGUGGGAAGAAAAUCCUUCAAAGGGUAGCCGGGAAGGACGCGUCGAAACAGUUCUGGAAAUACCACAAUGAGGGUAUCCUGAAGAAGUUCCAGGGUCGGCUACAGGUGGGAUCUUUGAAUACCAAGAAGGUUAUCGCCCAACCGGCUCCGGCACCUGCGAAGGAAGCCGCCCCCAAGCCCCCGAAGCCCGCUCCCAAGACGACUGCACCGCCGAAAGAAGAGUCUGAGCCCCAGGAGCCAUUCGGUGAUCUCAUUCCGUUUGCGGAUCCUUCAUGGUAUCAAGGUUAUCACUCGCCGUAUUUCAACGAAACUCACGCCGCCCUCCGUGCUGAAGUUCGGCAAUGGGUGGAGUCUGAAAUUGAACCGUACGUGACCGAAUGGGACGAGGCCAAGCAAGUUCCGGAUAGGAUCUACAAGCAGAUGGGCGAGCGAGGCUAUCUGGCCGGUCUUCUCGGGGGCAAAUUCCCGGUCAACCUGACCCCGCACCGUGUUCAGGCAGUGCCUCCGGAGCAAUGGGAUCUCUUCCAUGAGAUGCUGGUCACCGAUGAGAUCUCGCGUGUGGGGAGCGGCGGGUUUGUGUGGAACCUCAUCGGAGGCUUCGGGAUCGGUGGCCCGCCGCUGCUCCGGCAUGGGAAGAAGGCCCUCGUGGAGAGGAUCAUGCCGGGGAUCCUGGCAGGUGACAAGCGUAUCUGUCUUGCAAUCACGGAGCCUGAUGCGGGAAGCGAUGUCGCCAAUCUGACGUGUGAGGCCAAGCUUUCCGAGGAUGGCAAGCAUUACAUCGUCAACGGAGAGAAGAAAUGGAUCACCAACGGCGUGUGGGCCGACUAUUUCACCACCGCAGUGCGCACGGGCAAGCCUGGCAUGAAUGGAAUCAGUGUGCUGCUCAUCGAGCGCGAGAGUGGCGGUGUCAGUACUAGAAGAAUGGACUGCCAGGGAGUCUGGAGCAGUGGCACCACCUACAUCACUUUUGAGGAUGUCAAGGUGCCGGUCGAAAACUUGAUUGGAAAAGAGAACCAGGGAUUUAAGGUAAUCAUGACCAACUUCAACCACGAGCGUGUCGGUAUCAUCAUCCAGUCACUGCGCUUUGCUCGCGUCUGCUAUGAAGAGUCGAUGAAGUACGCCCACAAACGACGAACAUUCGGCAAGAAGCUGAUCGACCACCCUGUGAUUCGGAUGAAGCUGGCCCACAUGGCCCGGCAGAUCGAGGCAUCCUACAAUUGGAUGGAGAACGUCAUCUACCAGUGCCAAUGCAUGGAGGAAACCGAGGCCAUGCUCAAGCUCGGCGGUGCCAUCGCCGGUCUCAAGGCGCAGGCAACCACGACCUUUGAAUUCUGCGCUCGCGAAGCGAGUCAGAUCUUCGGCGGGCUGAGUUACAGCCGCGGCGGGCAGGGUGGAAAGAUCGAACGGCUGUAUCGCGAUGUGCGCGCCUAUGCUAUCCCUGGAGGAAGCGAGGAGAUCAUGCUUGACUUGAGCAUGCGCCAGAGUCUCCGUGUGCACCAGAUGUUUGGCAUGAAAUUGUGA
Penicilliopsis zonata CBS 506.65 is the source of this 1916-nucleotide messenger RNA. RefSeq lists its product as hypothetical. Gene Ontology annotation, molecular function: flavin adenine dinucleotide binding; oxidoreductase activity, acting on the CH-CH group of donors. The transcript is spliced from 5 exons. The record is from RefSeq and is a predicted model, not a curated record. NCBI's taxonomy places the organism in Eukaryota, Fungi, Ascomycota, Eurotiomycetes, Eurotiales, Aspergillaceae. The coding region runs from base 282 to 1916 and encodes 544 amino acids.